AUGUUAGCAUUAGCUGCAAGCGUCUGUGGGGACGCUCCAGAUACCGCCCCAAAACGCUCCCUUCUCUCAAAAAGAAGUGGCAGAGACGUGGACCCGCGGGGUCUGCGUGGCGCGCACCUGAGCGGCCGCGGCUCCCCGAGCUGGGGCGGGAGGAGCGCGGGUCGCCAGACCGUCACCUUGCGCCUCGCGUGGGCGUGUAUCGCUUCGGAAACCCAAGUCUUCUCAGGCACCCGGUCCUUCCCAGGGGAGGAAUCGCUGGUCCUCCACGCCGCCCUAGGCGGCUCUCUGGGUCCUGCUGCCUCCCGCGCGUCCUUCCCCGCGCCUCGGCCGCGCGCCCAGGUUUUCCCGCACUCCUUGUUCCCCCGCCCCGGCUCGCGGGUCCCGGGCCUGCGGGUCUCCAGCGCCUGGGCCCGCGGUCCCGCCGCCGGCCCUGCCUCCCUUCCCACCGGGCCCCGCCCAGCCUCGGCCGCGCAGGGGCUCGGGGCCUGGCCUCUCCGUCUCCCUCCCACCUCCGCCCCACCUCCUCCCAAAGAGUUGCUAUUUUUAGUAAAUCCUCCGCGCGCCUCCACCCGCUCAGCUCACAGCUCGCAGCUCGCUGCCGCGCGCACCGCCCUCCGAGCUCCCCCCGCCCCCCGCGCGGCGGCCGCGGCGGCGGCGCGUCCCGCACAUCGCGCAGCGCUCACCGAGCCGGCCCCGCCGCGCCCGCCACCCUCGCGGCGGUCUCCUCCUCAGGCGCCUGUCGCGGCCGGUAAGUGCCUGCUGGCGGAGCAGCGGCGGUCCCCGAGUCAACUUUCAAUCCCCCCUUCGCUUCUGCCUCGCCAUUCUCUUCUCCGCGAAAGAUGGCUGUUUGGAGAAGGGGGAGAAGUUAGGGGGUCGCCGACGUGGGGCGAAGGAGGGCGCGACAGCCUCAGCAGGAGCGGGCGGAGGUUUCUCCUCUACCAGUCUGUCCAAGACCAACACUGAAAGCGGAAGGAAGGCGGUGAAUCUGCAUUCCAUCCUUAGUCCUUCUCCAGAUUCCCAGGAUGAGCUCGCCAGUGCAGCCUGGGGUGCCUGGGUGACUCAGUCGGUUGAGCGUCCGACUUCGUCUCAGGUCAUGACCUCCCAGU
Acinonyx jubatus (cheetah) is the source of this 1106-nucleotide messenger RNA. RefSeq lists its product as uncharacterized. NCBI's taxonomy places the organism in Eukaryota, Metazoa, Chordata, Mammalia, Carnivora, Felidae. Bases 1 to 963 code for a protein of 320 amino acids. The record is from RefSeq and is a predicted model, not a curated record. The transcript is spliced from 5 exons.